UCUCUUUUGAUAGUUCUACUAUGGAGUUAGAACAAAAAUUGAAAACAGCAGUACCUUUAUUGUCUGAAGGAUUUUUGGCACACUGGGUGCCGAUACUGAAUCAAAUUGAAGAACAAUUAGAUGAAUUAAAGGAUAAACAAAACCUUCUCAUGGAAGAAUUGAAAGAUACAAAUACAUUAAUGGAAAACCAAGAAAAUUAUGAAUAUAUAGCGUUAAGUUUUUCCAAACUUCCUCAAUAUCACACCAAAUUACAAAAUAUACGUAAUACUAUGGUAACAAUGUUAUCUCGAUCAAAAAAUAUGAAACAACGAGUUGCCCAACUUAAAUUAUUUAAGGAGCAACAAUUGGCACAAAUUGCCAAAAUACAUCAACGUGAAAGAACAUUUGAUCAAACUGUUUUAGCAGCAAAAGUUGUCGAAAAUAAUCCUAUUGAACAAAAAGACGAUGCACCUUCAACUGUAACAGAGAUAUCAUCGACUAUAACUGAGGAUAAAGAUAAAAAUACUGGAGAAGUUGAUGAAUAA
Molecule: messenger RNA, 524 nt
Organism: Dentiscutata erythropus
Lineage: Eukaryota; Fungi; Glomeromycota; Glomeromycetes; Diversisporales; Gigasporaceae
Source: the annotation of a GenBank genome assembly